AUGCAUCUACGUGGGCUGAUACAAUUAAAAGGAACCCUUUGUGGAGUUGGUCCGCGAAACUUCACUACAUUGACACUCAAGAUGAUCCGACGACAACUUGCAAUGUUUCAGAGGACCGUGAUUGCGAAGACGGAAAUUGCAUUGUUGGAGGCAACCAUUGCCAAUUACACAUCUCGAUUAGACAGUUCAAGCGGCCUUAGCUUCACAGAAAGGAGCAUUGCACUCAGAUUCCUCACUCAUUUCUUGGGAGACAUAACGCAACCGUUACACGUAUGCGGAAGAGAAAUAGGAGGAAACGGUCACCACGUCAUAUUCGAUGGACGACAAAGCGAAAACCUCCACGGCAUCUGGGACAGCGAUAUGUGGUUGAAAUCGGAUGCAUGCUUACCACCAAUUGAUAACAAUAGCAAGAUUGAACUCAAACACUUAUUUCCUCUCCCUACUCCCCAGGUCCGCAAACGACUAGACGAUUUCUCAGGUUCUAUUGAUGCCGCUAUCGAAGCAUAUGCUGCGAACCUAACUUCCGCAAUCAUGUCUGGCGACUACAAAGACAUUUCAUCUGGCUGGGUCUCAUGUAUAGGGGGUCUUAAAGCAACUACACAAUGUCCAUUACAAUGGGCUGCGGAUAGCAAUGCUCUCAAUUGUAAGAUCGUGUGGAGUUACGUUCUUGAUAAUCCAGGCACGGAUUUAGACGGUGAAUAUUAUGACUCGGUUGUUCCAUACAUCGAUCUGCAGCUUGCUAAAGGAGGGUAUAUGUUGGGAACGCUUCUGAAUAGCUUGCUGAGUGGAACUGGAUCCGUGGUAUUACAAGACUAA
Messenger RNA from Paraglomus brasilianum, 816 nucleotides. The record is from the annotation of a GenBank genome assembly. NCBI's taxonomy places the organism in Eukaryota, Fungi, Glomeromycota, Glomeromycetes, Paraglomerales, Paraglomeraceae.